AUGCCCAAACCUCUCUGCAGCCUAUGCCCAAGACCGUCAGUGAUCAAUGCCCUUUACCGAUGCUCUUCGUCGAUAGUCCCAGCUGCUCCCUCUACUUUGCACCGAACACAUGCCCAAAAUUAUAUAAUUUCGGCCCCGUUCAUACCGCGGCGCUCUCUUGCUCGAUUGCGACCUGAGCGCGACACAGACUCGGAGCUAUGGACAACUGCCACACAGCCUACAUUAAUAUCCCGGAGUGAUUCAAGGGCAACAAGCGGAGGAAGAGAGGAUGAAAAUCACAAGCCCCUGGAUGAGCGGAUCCUUAAGCUUGGGAAGACUCUUCGUACCCUCACUACCCACCUACCAACUCUCCUACUUCACCCAAUUCCUCAGGAAAUCCUUUCGCCAAAUAUAAGUCUUCAUCUUUUUCCAUCAACCCAUCCUCACCUACCCACCGUCAAGGGCCGUGUUGCCUACCGUGCGGCGCUGUGGACCGCCCCGGUGGCAUGGGGCAGUGUUCCGAUUGUUGGAAAUGUUCGAUUGCAAAUUAUCAGCGAACGCAUGGUACGUGGAGGGGCAAUGUGCGAAUUUGAUCGCGAUGACUCCUACGGUGACGAGAAGCUGGUUGUGCGCUGGGUGACGGAAGACGGCUCUUCAAACCCAUCGUCAGGAUCAAAAAAUAGAGUAGUGACCAAAAGUGACUUGUCAUCUAUGUCUAGGGGUGAAUGUAAAGGUUCGGGAAGCAGUGCUGUAUCAUCAGCAUCGUCAUCGUCUAACGGGGCAAACAGGGGAUUGAGUGCCUUGCUAGGCGGUGAUGUGCCAAUUUUCAAGCUUGGAAAAGAAGAACAAUUUACAGGAUUGUUUAUAUUUUCUUUCGACGAGGAAGGCCGUAUAGCUACACAUACCAUUGAGCAUGCAGAUGAGAAUUCCGGCUGGGAUAGAACUGCUAAGGUCGUUACGUUGACGGAUUGGCUGCUAGGAAAAGCCAAAUGGGGCUCUAGAGAGCCAUCGAAUCCCGCACCUGCAUUUGUGGUCGAAAUACCACCGAUGAAUGCGUGUGAGAGAUUAAGAUUGAACAAAGCUGCACAGCUUCCUAGUGAUCGGCUACCCAGUGAGUGUGCAACUUGUGAUGACAAGAAAUGUUGGUCAGCAUGA
Molecule: messenger RNA, 1134 nt
Organism: Ophidiomyces ophidiicola
Lineage: Eukaryota; Fungi; Ascomycota; Eurotiomycetes; Onygenales; Onygenaceae
Exons: 2
Coding region: 1-1134 (377 amino acids)
Source: RefSeq, a predicted model, not a curated record